Messenger RNA from Photinus pyralis (common eastern firefly), 1124 nucleotides. RefSeq names its product E3 ubiquitin-protein ligase MARCH5-like. Gene Ontology annotation, molecular function: zinc ion binding. NCBI's taxonomy places the organism in Eukaryota, Metazoa, Arthropoda, Insecta, Coleoptera, Lampyridae. The record is from RefSeq and is a predicted model, not a curated record.
GUAUUUAUGAUUAACUUGACAAUUUCUUCAUUUUUGACAACCAUUAUCAAAAAUUUUCGUAUAAACUUUAAAAAAAAUACUGUCAUGCGGUUUUAAUAGCCUAAACCAAGUGUUCGACAUGUCUUCAACAUAGCAGAAGUUUCAUCAAACCAAAAACUAUGACUUCCACCAGUAGCACCGAUAGCGAUCCCGAAACUUACCCCCUUGUAAGUAAAGAGUCACGAUACUGCUGGGUGUGUUUUGCGACAGAGGAAGAUGAUUUGGAAGCGUCCUGGGUACAACCUUGCAACUGCCGUGGCACCACAAAAUGGGUUCAUCAGGCUUGCAUACAAAGAUGGGUUGAUGAAAAACAAAAGGGAAGUAACUCGGGACGAGUUACGUGUCCUCAGUGCCAAACGGAGUAUAUAAUUGUGUUUCCCAAUAUGGGUUUGGUUAUUAUGCUGGAUACUGUCGACAACUUUAUAUAUAAAGGAUGCCCUUUCCUUGCAGCUGGUAUAGUUGUUGGUGCUGUUUAUUGGUGUGCCGUUACAUACGGGGCAAUUACUGUGAUGCAGGUCGUAGGCCAAAAAGAAGGUUUAGCUGUAAUGGAACAAUCUGAUCCAUUGGUUUUAUUAAUUGGUUUGCCUGCCAUACCAAUCGCUUUAAUCGUAGGCAAAUUGAUACGUUGGGAAGAUGCAGUCUUAAAUUUCAUGAGGAAAUAUGUCGCGAGAAUUCCCCUGGUUAAAAAUAUAUUACCUUUUCGUUUGGAUGUAGUGCCUAAUGUGACUAGAACAGAUAACGAUAUCCCGCCUUUGUCUGACCCAGUUUCAGCCACUAGAGUGCUUUGUGGUGCAUUACUGAUGCCGACAAUAGCCAAUAUCUUUGGAAAGUUUUUCUUUGACACAAUUAAAUCGAAUUUUCAUCGAACAGUAUUAGGCGGAUUGGCAUUUAUAGGCAUAAAGGGAUGUUUAAAAAUCUACCAUAAGCAGCAACAGUAUAUACGACAAUGUCAAAGGAAAAUAUUAGAUUACACCGCUACAAAUAUAUCUAACUUUAUGCACGGUAGCGAUCGACGAAACUAAGCAGUUAACACACACUUUGUUGAUAGAUCCAUAUUUGAAAAUAUAUUUUUUAAUAAACUGGGA